Messenger RNA from Caenorhabditis angaria, 4023 nucleotides. Lineage: Eukaryota; Metazoa; Nematoda; Chromadorea; Rhabditida; Rhabditidae. The record is from the annotation of a GenBank genome assembly.
AUGGCUGAACGUCCUGAAUUAUUAGCAGAUUGUGGAAAACAAAUAUCAUCUGAAGAAGUUAAUGAAAUUACUAUGACUUGUCCAAGUAUUGAGUAAGCAUUUAAAGAAAAAAAACUAUUGUAUUAAAAUGUUUAUUGAAUUUUAUUUCAGCUCGAAUUCCAAUGUCGAUUUUGGCUCACAAAUUUCGGAUGAUAGAUUAUCGAAGAAGGAACGAUAUUUUGCUUUGAAACAGGACAAAAAUAUUUUCAUGGUAGUCAAAAUUUAAAUUUUUUGUUGAAAAAAAAAUGAAUAAGCAAAUCUAUUUUCAGAAAAUAAUCCAUCCGAGUUAUCAAAAACGAAGUCAAUGGUUUCGAAAACUUUUUAUUGAAAAAGGUUUGAUGGAUGAAAGUACUUAUCUUGCGUGUAAGUUGUUUUAAUCUAAAUAUCUAAUUAAAAGUUUCAAUUACUUCACACUCCAACAAAACAUAUCUAUAAUAUUUAGCCUAUUCAUGUGCUUAUCAAAGAGAAAUACUUGCCCAAGGUAGAAUGUUUAUAUCGCAAUCUCAUGUUUGUUUUUAUGCGAAUAUUUUUGGAUGGGAAACGAAUUUGGUGAUUCCGAUGAGUGAAAUAAAAGAGAUCACAAAACAAAAAGCUGCGUUUAUUUUUCCAAAUUCAAUACAGGUUUGUUGAUUUGAAAUGUUGUUUUUCUUCCUGAAAUCAGACCAGAAAUCCAAAAAUAUUCAAAUUCUCGGAAAUUGUUGGAUGGAGAAAAAUAAUUUGAAAAUAAUAUAAUUCUGAGGGAGGAGGGGACUACUGUAGAGUUAAUUUUAGAACUGAUUUUGAAAAUUAUUAAUUUUUUGUAGUUCAAAAAUGUGUACAAUAUUUUCUUUAAAAAAAUGCAGAUUUUGAAAAUUUUUACCAGCUUCAGAAGUUGUCUCAAAAUUUUAAAAAUGGCCCCAUUAUCACCUCCCCCUCCCCCCAUAAAACUUUCAAUUUUUCAGCUGGAAAGAAAAAGUGGCGAAAAACUAUUUUUUGCAUCAUUUGUAAAUCGUGAUAAAACUUAUCAACUUCUCACAACAGCUUUGGAUCGAGAAAGUGAUGGAAAACCAAUGACACCAGAAGAAGUUUGGGAAUUUUUGAAUAAUUCUGAAGACAAGGUUCGUUUUUUCUGAAGGAAAAGCUAGAUAAGGGAAUUAUUUUGGGAGUUCUUGAAAAUUGUUUUAUAAUGUUUCAUGAAUUUCUUGAUUGUUCAAAAAACUUCCAUGUGAAAGAUUUUAAAACAAACUUUUCACUUGUCAAAAAAUCAACAAUUUUCCGAUUGUAGUCUGACUCCAAACCGUUUUCAUCUUUGUAUUUUUUGUCAUCUUUUUUCUUUUUUUGCGACUUUUCUCAAUUCUCGUUCCUUGUUGUUAUAGGUUGUAUUUUUGUGUAAAUAUUGCCACUUGUUUUUUUUAGGAGACAGGAAAAUUAAAAAUAGUUUCAAUUCUAGAAUAUUCGUGGAUUAGAAAAAGAAUUCGACGGUUUUUGUUGUUUUGGGAAAUGAUUUAUGAAUGAGAAAAAUAAAUAGAGCCCAAUUAUUUUCAUAUGUAAAAGUUGGAAUUUGAUACAUAAAGACAGAGGCAUGCACUUUUUGUCUAGGAAAGUAAUUUGCAACAAUAUAUAAUGUAUUCCCAAGAAAUUUUUUCCAAAUUUCGAAUUUUUAGGGACUCGGAAAAAAUUUAGGUACUAUUUUCUAGAUAAAAAUGCUGUGCUGAAAAUUUUGAAAAUCUGAAGUUUCCUGAAUGUUUUUUUUCUUUAAAAAAGAGUUGAAAUAAGUGGUUCAUCUCUUUUUUCCUCUUCUUCAUCUUUUUUUCCUUUUUCUCGUCGCUCUUGAAUGCAUAAUCCAAUUUCGAAGCACUUUUUGCUGCUUUUUCUCUCUAUUUCUAUCUAUUUUAGUCUGCUUUUCCUUGUUCUUCAUAGUUUGUAUCCAGUCACUUUUUUCUUCACAAAUCAUACACAAAAACCGUGCUCUUACGUGGUUUGGGUCGACUUUUUUGCGCUGUAUAAAUAGUGUCGCGUUUAUAAAUAUUUGUUGUAUUUUAAACAACACUAGCAACCAACACAAAUUCUCAUUUCUUAGAUUUUUAUUUUAUGAUAUAUUUGUUAUUUAUAAUGAAAGUAUUCGUUAAAUUCACUAAAAAAUUCUAUCUAAAUUAUUUGAAAAAAGAGAAGAAGAUUGUUAGCGAUAAAGUUGUAAGUUGAAAAACUCGAAGAUUUUUUUUUUGGAAAUUAACUCCACGCAAAAUAACGUGUUCUUGAUGAUUCAAACCCACGUGUUUCAUUUCUUUUUUUCUCAAAUCAAUACGGCUCAAAAAAUCCGGAAAUUCCGUUGUUCCAAUAUUUGCUCUACACACUCAUUUUCACAUAAAAUUUUUAUUUUUUUCUCUCAUUUCUUUUUUAGUAUUAUGCGUGUGUGUUUGAUAAGCGAUGAUAAGCAAAAUAAAGCUUGAAAAAAUAAUAAAUAUAUUUGCAGUCUCCUUCAUCAACACCAUCAAUUGGUUCGCCACCAUCAAUGACGGUUUGUUUGACUUUUGUCAUCUUUGAUUUUUGAUUUGAACUUUGAAUUUUUGCAGGUUCAUCAUACACAUAAUGGAGCAACUUCAAAGAUUAAUUCAGCAAAAAUUGACAAAGAUAAUUGCUCACAAAGUUCUUCAUUAGCAUCAGAUGUAAGUUUUUUGAAUAAUUUUUUGGAGAAACGUUAGCUUAACUCUGAACAUAAGUUAUGACUUGGCAAAACUAGAUUAUUUCAGUUGUUGAAAAAUUCAAAUUUUUACCGAACAAAAAUUUUCCAAAUUUUAUUUUCCAUUCAAAAAAUUGCAGACGAAUAGUCCAUGCUUUGUAGAUUAUUAAAACCAAAAAUAAUUUUUUUUGUAGUUUGCUGAAGAAGAAAUUUUGGAUGAAGCUGGAAUGUCAACAAUUGAAACAACUGAAGAAUGUUCGGUGUCAAUGAAUUCAGAAACAGAUCCAAAUUGUCCAUGUGCAGAACAUACAGGUCGAUUAUUAAUGGAUACUGUAUUCCCAAUCACUGUUCAACAAUUCUACAAAUAUAUUUUUACUGAAAACGAGUGGUUCAAGAAAUUUAUGAGCGAAUUAAAAACAUCGGAUUAUGCGUCAACAGUUUGGGUUCGUGAUCGAAAUGGUCUUGAAACUAGAAAUUGUACAUAUUCGAUGGCAUUGAAUCAUGCAAUGGCGCCAAAAAAUGUGAUUGUGAAUGAAAAACAAGUGUUGACUCAUUUCCCGAAACCCGAAGAUGGUAUUAUUAUUUUUAAAGAGACACAAAAUUCCGGUGUUCCAUAUUCGGAUAAUUUUGAUGUUAAAGUAAGAUUGAUUAUUCGUAUCUUACAAAAAAAACAUUGUUUUUUUAGUGUACAUAUUGUAUUUCUCGAGUUGGUCAAACAAGUUGUCGAGUUCGAGUUCAUGGAGGAAUUCAUUAUAAAAAAGGAACUUGGAGUAUUAUAAAAGGUUAUAUUGAAAAAGGAACUCAUCAAGGACUUGAUGAUCAUUUUCGGCUUUUGGAGAAAAUGUUAAACGAAGAAUGUGAAACAUUAUCGCGAAAUUUGUCAGAAAAAGAGCCAACUUCUCAAUUGAGACAUCGAAAAUCGAAAGAUUCGACGGCAAAACAAAACAGACAAUCAAAAAUUGAGCCACUUUCUGUUGAAUCAGCGUCUUCUACAUCUUCUUCUACAGUAGAAACAACAUUAAUAACUUCGAAACCUGUCGAAGCUCAAAAUAUUCAACAAGUGGUUGAUUAUAGUAAACAAUUAUGGAUUAUUAUUGCUGUAUUUACUGUGUUUUUGAUUUCUAAUUUCUUGGUUCUAUCAAGGAUUCAAACAAAGUUAGUUAUUUACAUACUUAUUACUAAUAUUUCUCAUGAGAAUUUAUUUUUUUUUCAGUUCAUCUUCAACCGAAUCACCAAAACUUGAACCACUUAUUCAAUCGCUCAUGUCAGAAAUCGAAAAACUACAAGAACAAAUAAGUAAUUUAAAAUCGAAAACGGAUUUAUAA